AUGGCUUCACUGCGAUCUUGGUUUAGCAUACCUCGUGGAUCGCACUUCUCACUAGCAAACAUCCCCUUUGGUGUCAUUUCAACAGCAUCAUCCAAGUCACCGCGGGUCGCAGUCGCCAUUGGAGAUCACGCUCUGGAUCUCGAAGUCUUUGCCGCAAACAAUGGCUUCUUAGGGCUCUCAACAAUACAGCCGCAUCAAGCUGUCUUCUCACAAUCGUCCCUGAACGCUUUUGCAGCACUUGGUCGGCCAAUUCACUCCGUGGUUCGGAAGUACAUCCAAGGUGUCUUCUCUGUGGACACGACAUACCCGGACGUCCUGAAGAAUAAUGUUGCACUUCAGAAGCAAGCCCUGAUACCGCUAAAAGAAAUCAAAGCACAUCUGCCAUUCAAGAUUGGUGAUUAUACCGACUUUUUCGCUGGUAUGAACCAUGCUUACAACUGCGGCGUCAUCUUCAGAGGUCCCCAGAAUGCGCUGCAACCGAACUACAAGCAUCUUCCAGUCGGUUACCACGGUCGAGCAUCUUCAGUAGUUCCAUCUGGAACUCCCAUUCGGCGGCCCAAUGGUCAGAUACUGCUCGAUCCUACUGCGGAGAAGAAGGUGCCUGCUUUUAGCCCGUGCAAGAAGCUAGACAUCGAGCUAGAAUUGGGAGCUUUUGUGUGUGGCUCCAAUGAACAAGGAGUGCCAAUACCAAUUGAGAAAGCUGAGGAGAACUUGUUCGGUAUCGUACUCAUGAACGACUGGUCAGCGAGAGACAUCCAAGCAUGGGAAUAUGUGCCUCUAGGGCCCUUCAAUGCGAAGAACUUCGGCACUACAAUCAGCACUUGGGUUGUACUCGCGGACGCACUGGAACAGUUCAAAAUAAAGGGCUUGGACAAUGACUCGGAGGUGCUACCCUACUUGAAGGAGAAGAGCGAAAAGAGUGUAUACGAUAUCAACCUCGAAGUUGAUGUCAAGACGGCAUCUGGCAACACAACAACGAUAUCGAAAGUGAAUGCACGAAAUCUGUUGUGGUCGUUCCCACAGAUGUUGACACAUCAUACGAUCACGGGAUGCCCUUUCCAACCGGGCGACUUGUUGGGCUCUGGUACCAUCAGUGGUAAUUCUCCAGCUGAGUAUGGAAGUUUCCUGGAGCAGAGCAACAAUGGUAAAGAGACUAUCGCACUGGAAGGCGGUGAAAAGAGGACAUUCUUGGAGGACGGGGAUGAGAUCACAAUCCGAGGUACGUUGAGCUUCUCCAACAUCAUGACUAUCCCCAUCUACAUCGCUGGCGUUGCCGUCUUGGGGUUCUUCUUGUAUAAAUUGCUAUAUGGAACGGACACACCCCAUAUCGAGGGACUGCCAGAAGUCCCUGGUCUUCCUCUCUUCGGAAGCUUGUACGAACUCGGCACGAACCACGCGAAAGUUGCCCAAGGAUGGGCGAAGAAGUACGGCCCCGUCUUCCAGGUGAGGAUGGGAAAUAGGAGGAUCGUAUUUGCGAACUCCUUCGACUCCGUCCGCCAUCUCUGGAUCACAAACCAGUCCGCAAUGAUAUCUCGACCCAUGCUUCACACAUUCCACAAGGUCGUGUCUUCCUCCCAGGGCUUUACCAUUGGUACUUCGCCAUGGGAUGAAUCAUGCAAGAAUCGUCGUAAGGCUGCUGCCACAGCUCUGAACCGCCCCGCCGUACAGUCCUACAUGCCACUCAUAGAUCUCGAGUCUACCGUCUCUAUCAAAGAACUGCUACACGACAGCAAGGGUGGAGAAAUCGAUAUUGAUCCGCGGGCAUACUGGCAAAGAUAUGCUUUGAACACAAGUCUGACACUGAACUAUGGAUACCGGAUAGAUGGAAACAAGGACGCACCUCUGCUUCAAGAGAUCGUAGAUGUUGAGCGUGGUGUCGGAAACUUCCGGUCGACAAGCAACAACUGGCAAGACUAUGUGCCACUUUUGAGACUGUUCCCCAGCCAGAGCAAUGAAGCGAUCAGCUUCCGAAAGAGGAGAGAUGUGUACAUGGAUCGACUACUCAACACCCUGACAGAGAAGAUCGAGAAGGGGACUGAUAAGCCAUGCAUUACCGGCAAUAUCUUGAAAGACCCAGAAGCGAAGUUGAACAGAGCCGAGAUCAAGUCUAUCUGCUUGACCAUGGUAUCAGCAGGUCUCGACACCGUUCCAGGUAACCUCAUCAUGGGCAUUGCAUACCUCGCAACCCCGAAAGGUCAGAAGAUCCAGCGGCGCGCAUACGAAGAGAUUAUGAAAGUCUACCCCAACAACGACGCAUGGGAACGCUGUCUCCACGAGGAGAAGAUCCCAUAUAUCACUGCGCUAUAUAAGGAAAUUUUGCGAUACUGGACCGUCAUUCCUAUCUGUUUACCUAGAGUUUCAAUCAAGGAUAUCGAAUGGAACGGCGUCAACAUACCAGCGGGAACAACAUUCUAUAUGAACGCAUACGCCGCCGAUUAUGACGCGGAACACUUCAAGAAUCCACAGGAGUUUGACCCGGAGCGCUAUUUGGACGUUCCAGAUGGCGCGGGAACACCACACUACGGAUAUGGCGCUGGCUCGCGUAUGUGCGUCGGUUCGCAUCUCGCCAACCGCGAACUCUUCACUGCGUUCGUAAGGCUGAUCUCGGCUUUCGAAUUCACGCCCCCAGUGGACCCGCGGGACGAGCCUGUCAUGGACUGCUUGGAGGCAAAUGCCAUCCCCACCAGCCUGACAAUGGAGCCGAAAUAUUUCAAGGUCGGGUUCAAGCCAAGGAACAGGAAACUGCUGGAUCAAUGGAUCAAGGAGAGUGAAGAGCGGACAAAGGAAUUGAUGUAG
Molecule: messenger RNA, 2796 nt
Organism: Alternaria burnsii
Lineage: Eukaryota; Fungi; Ascomycota; Dothideomycetes; Pleosporales; Pleosporaceae
Exons: 5
Coding region: 1-2796 (931 amino acids)
Biological process (GO): L-tyrosine catabolic process; L-phenylalanine catabolic process; homogentisate catabolic process
Molecular function (GO): fumarylacetoacetase activity; oxidoreductase activity, acting on paired donors, with incorporation or reduction of molecular oxygen; monooxygenase activity
Source: RefSeq, a predicted model, not a curated record